Messenger RNA from Pungitius pungitius (ninespine stickleback), 1716 nucleotides. RefSeq names its product BRMS1 like transcriptional repressor a (gene brms1la). NCBI's taxonomy places the organism in Eukaryota, Metazoa, Chordata, Actinopteri, Perciformes, Gasterosteidae. The transcript has 9 exons. Gene Ontology annotation, biological process: negative regulation of transcription by RNA polymerase II. Gene Ontology annotation, molecular function: histone deacetylase binding. Bases 152 to 940 code for a protein of 262 amino acids. The record is from RefSeq and is a predicted model, not a curated record. Gene Ontology annotation, cellular component: Sin3-type complex.
CCUGCACAAAUAAAACCGCCCUUCUGAGAUUUGUUUUUAGCUUAGCUGAGACACACGAGUGAAAUUGUAACUGAGGAGGAGAAAAAAGUUUACGCUUUUUCUUUUCUUUAAACAAUUUCGCAAACGUUUUGUGCCUCCCCAUCUCUCUGUUAUGCCGGUGCACCGUGACCGGGAGAAGAAGGAGAGCACUGCGGAGGAUAUGGAGCUGGAGGAGCACGAGCAUGAGGCCUCCAGCUCGGAGGAGGAGGAUUCUGACACCUCGUCUGUCUCUGAGGAUGGAGACAGCUCUGAAAUGGACGAGGAGGACUGUGAGCGGAGGAGGACGGAGUGUCUUGAUGAAAUGUCCAACCUGGAGAAACAGUUCGGGGAUCUCAAAGACCAGUUGUAUCACGAGCGUCUCAGUCAGGUGAACAGCAAGCUGGGAGAGGUGGAGGCCGGCCGGGCAUCAGAAUAUCUGGAGCCUCUGGCGGUGCUGCUGGAGAACAUGCAGGUCCGCACCAAGGUGGCAGGUAUCUACCGAGAGCUGUGUCUGGAGUCCGUAAAGAACAAGUAUGAGUGUGAGAUCCAGGCAGCAUGCCAGCACUGGGAGAGCGAGAAGCUGCUGCUGCUCGACACAGUGCAGAGUGAGCUGGAGGAGAAGAUUAGAAGACUGGAAGAAGACCGACACAGCAUAGAUAUUACGUCAGAGUUGUGGAAUGACGAGCUAACGGGAAGGAAGAAGAGGAGAGAUGCGUUGAGUCCGGAUAAGAAGAGGAGGAGACCUUCAGUGGUGUCUGGCCCAUAUAUUGUUUACAUGCUGCCCGACUUGGACAUCCUGGAGGACUGGACGGCUAUCAGAAAGGCCGUGGCUACGCUGGGUCCCCACAGAGGGAAGGCUGACUUGGACAGCCCCGUGUUCCCAUUCAGACAAGACAGAUGCAGGCCCAUCCUCAACUGCUGAGGAACACACGCGGACACACACAGACACAUUACAGAGCCCACUCAAACAAAUCAGGACGCACAAAUAUAUACAUGACACCCAUGGCAGCGUUCACUUCUGGAGAUGGACAUUUUCGCUGAGUCGUUCCCACAAUCCACCACAUCCCUCCGCUAACAGCGACACCAGUCGGUAAGCUGCCCGUUUGUGUACACAAAUUUAUUUUAGAAGUGGCGACGUGCCCCACAUUAGUGUUGUAUUCAACAAGGUUAUUCCUUUAAAAUAGAUGUCACAGAUUGAAUAAACAUGUUUGAAGUGAAUCUGGUGUUGGGUGAGAGAGCUGUUAUCUGUAUGCAGUGAGCCACAACGUUGUCCACGCUACAUUUAUUUUGUGUGUUAACAGCUAAAUCAAGGGGGAACGCUUAUUUUGAUAUCCCGAGAGACAAAGAUAAUAUACUGUAGGACAAGUUAAAAUACCACAGGUGUCACCGGGACAUUCUCCUCUUGCGCAUCUACCUCGUUACUCAGACACGUCAGCAUCAUUGCUCGUAUCUUCACCAGCAGCCUGCCGUUGAAUCGGUGCGCUGUGUUCCUCCAAUCACCGCCCUCCCAGCAACUCUUCAUUCAUUUAACUCUAUGGUUAUAAAAGGAGGAUGAACACACUGCCCUGAACAACAUGUACCCUUUUUUUAAUUUAAGUGUUUGAAGAUAAAGGGUGUCAACACAAAAUGUAUGGACAUUUGAGUCUCUCUUCUUACUAAUGUGAGUGGGUUUUAUAAUUAAAAUGGUUUUAUAAGCAC